CGGGCAGUCUACAAUCAGCGGACUACCCAAACAGUCGUUGUCUUCUCCCGUCUCCCGUUUUUCGCUUUCCGUUUCCCGCUUCGCGUGGCUCCGAUCCGAUUCCCACUCCCAUUCCCGGUGCUCUAUAAAAUAAUCAGUCAGAUCCUUGACAAGAGUCAGACGCGAGCCGCAGUCCGCGAGUGAAGCAACCCACCAAGUGUCCCUCCAAAAGAGAAGAAGUCCGAGCAAGAUGAGCCACCACUGGGGUUACACCGAGGAGAACGGACCCGCGCACUGGGCCAAGGACUAUCCACAGGCGUCCGGACAUCGCCAGUCGCCCGUGGACAUUACGCCCUCCAGCGCCAAGAAGGGAAGUGAGCUGAAAGCCUCCGCACUCAAGUGGAAGUAUGUGCCAGAGCACACCAAGAGCCUGGUCAAUCCCGGCUACUGCUGGCGCGUAGAUGUGAAUGGGACCGAAUCGCAGCUGACUGGCGGUCCUCUGGGCGAUCAGAUCUUCAAGCUGGAGCAGUUCCACUGCCACUGGGGAUGCACAGACUCCAAGGGCUCCGAGCACACCGUCGAUGGAGUGUCCUACGCCGGUGAGCUGCACCUGGUCCACUGGAAUACCACCAAGUACAAGUCCUUCGGCGAGGCAGCCGCUGCUCCCGAUGGUUUGGCUGUGCUGGGCGUGUUCCUGCAGGCCGGCAAGCACCAUGCCGAGUUGGACAAGGUCAGCAGCCUGCUGCAGUUCGUCCUGCACAAGGGUGACCGUGUAACCCUUCCCAAUGGCUGCGAUCCCGGCCAGCUUCUGCCUGAUGUUCACACCUACUGGACGUACGAGGGCUCCCUGACCACACCCCCCUGCUCGGAGUGUGUUAUCUGGAUCGUGUUCAAGACUCCCAUUGAGGUGUCCGACGACCAGCUGAAUGCCAUGCGCAACCUCAACGCCUACGACGUUAAGGAGGAGUGCCCCUGCAAUGAGUUCAACGGCAAGGUCAUCAACAACUUCCGUCCUCCCCUGCCGCUGGGCAAGCGCGAGCUGCGCGAGAUUGGCGGCCAUUGAGGUGGAUUUAUGGGGGAAAUUGGUCAACACAGAGCAGUCUUUGGAUAGUCAAUGGAUUUAAGUCGUUCGAUUAGUUGUUCGCACCUCGCACCACGCUGCGAGCGCGCACCGAUUAGCGAAUACAAUAGGCCUAUGCCGUGAGCAGGGCCAGCCCGAGCACAUCCCACUGUUCACUUCUCGUCUUUAGUUCGUACUACUCCCAGCAAGCACACAUACAUACCUCCUAUAUGUGUCUAUCUGUAUCUGGUCACGCGUAGCUAUAUCUGUAACUUUAUCUGUAAUUUAUCUGUAUGUUCGUUUUUUGAUUAUUUGUUUGUUCAACGUUUGCAAAAUGACAAUUAGUAUAAUAUUACAUAUUACAUAUAACAUAUUAUGGUAUUACAAUCUAAAUAUAACACAAUUGAAUGUUGCAUAUGAAAACAAA
Drosophila pseudoobscura is the source of this 1466-nucleotide messenger RNA. RefSeq names its product carbonic anhydrase 1 (gene CAH1). The transcript is spliced from 3 exons. The coding region runs from base 230 to 1042 and encodes 270 amino acids. The record is from RefSeq and is a predicted model, not a curated record. Lineage: Eukaryota; Metazoa; Arthropoda; Insecta; Diptera; Drosophilidae. Gene Ontology annotation, molecular function: zinc ion binding; carbonate dehydratase activity.